AUGGACGCCGUCACGGCCGUGCAGGAGAAGCCCUCCCUGACUGAGGUUGAGGAUGCGAAGAACAAGGUCGUCGUCGAGGUCUCGCACUAUGAGCCACUGACGGAAGAAGAGAAGGCGUUGGAUCGUCGGGUGAACUUCAAGUUGGACUUUAUCCUGCUCCUAAUUCUGGCCAUCGGGUUUAUUCUGCUCGGCAUCGAUAAGACAAAUGUCGGUUUUGUUGCAACGAGUACCUUCAUUGAAGACGCAAACUUGCAUCCGAAUGACAUUCCCAACUCGCUGUCGCUGUUCUCCGCCACAUACGUCCCUCUCCAACCUAUUUCAGCCAUGAUCGGCCGCUACGUCGGACCCAAGUGGUGGGUAUGCACCCUCAUGAUUACCUGGGGCAGUAUCUGCGUUGCCCAUGUUGGCGUCAACAGCACGCCUACCUUCCUAGCCCUUCGUCUCCUUCUCGGUGUUGGAGAAUCCGGAUUCACUCCGACAGCGUACUACUACAUGUCGCUCUUCUACCCGAAGUUCUCGCUUGGCUUCCGCAUGGGUCUGUUCUCCGGCAUGUACUCGGUCGCCGGAGCAUUUGCUGGUCUACUCGCCUACGGCUUGUUGCAUCUUGAGUCGCCGGUACUACAUGGCUGGCAAACAGUGUUCCUGUUUGAAGGCGCCUUGACGGUCUUCAUCGCCAUCCUUGGCCUGCUUGUCCUCCCGACUACACCAGGUAAAGCUUGGUUCUUGACGCCCGAGGAGCGAGCCCACGCCGUGAAACGCAUGGAGCGCGAUGAUGCCCGCGCCGGAGAGGCAGAGGAAGACGAAUCGAAAAUCACGACUCGUGAUGUCCUCGACGUACUCAAAGACUGGAAGAAACUGCUCAUUGUCGUUUUCAACAUCCUUUCUGUCUUGCCGGUAACCGCAUUCACAACCUUCCUCCCCAUGAUCGUCGAAGGCAUGGGCUACGAAGGCGUAAAAGCCACGCUGAUGGCCGUGCCCCCCUUCAUCGUCGGCACCGCCGGUCUGAUCGCGAUCGUCUACUCCUCCGACAAGCUCAAAGAACGCUCCCUGCACACCGUGUUCGGCAUGUCCCUCGGCCUAAUCGGCUGCGUCGUAAUGGCAACAUCGCACAACGAGAAACUCCGCUACGGCUUCGCGCACGUUUGUCUCGCCGGUGUAUUCGCCGGUGGGCCACUGGUCGCUGUGUGGUUGGCAUCUAAUACACCCUCCAAGGCAUCGAGGUCCGUGAUCCUCGGUAUAAACGGCUGGAGUAACCUCGCCGGUGUCAUUGCGGGGCAAUUGUUCAAGAGUAAGUAUGCGCCUGGGUAUAAGUACCCGCUUAUUGUUACGAUGGUGCUUAUUGCGGUGGGGAUGGGUGGGUUUGUUGCUAUGAGGGGCGUUUAUAUGUGGGAGAAUCGAAGACGGAAGAGGAUUAUGGCGGCUUGGGAUGGGGCAGAUUUUGAGGAGGAGCGAGGCAGGAGUCAUAGGAGGGGAGAUCAGAAGGUUACGUGGGUUUAUGCUUAUUGA
Molecule: messenger RNA, 1506 nt
Organism: Aspergillus mulundensis
Lineage: Eukaryota; Fungi; Ascomycota; Eurotiomycetes; Eurotiales; Aspergillaceae
Exons: 4
Coding region: 1-1506 (501 amino acids)
Biological process (GO): transmembrane transport
Cellular component (GO): membrane
Molecular function (GO): transmembrane transporter activity
Source: RefSeq, a predicted model, not a curated record